GAGAGAGAGAGAGAGAGUGGGCACUUUUACUCGCUCACCAAACAGUACACAUCUCAAGCAGCAGACAGUGUAGCUUGAAAUAUAGCGAGAGCGUGGGUGUGCGAGCAAAUCGAUCUCUUGGUAACGGCUACUUGUGGUCGUACAGAGUUAGAAGGCUGUGAAUUUUGUUUUGGUGGCUGCUGAUACUGGAAUGGAUUACAACAAUGACAAUAGUGAGUCAUGGGACUGGCACAUAAAAGAUUAUUGUCUACAAAAGGAUCCCAAUUCCGACAUAUCUGAAUGCCUAUGGAAUGGAGUACCACAGAACAAAGAGGAUCUUUCAUACAUAUUCAAUGAAACAACUCCUGUCAAGGCUUGUGGGGAUUUGGCUUACCAUGUUGCUCAUAGUGGGAAUAUGGACAAGGAACCAGAAGAAUGUAGAGAGACUUCUUUACAAGUAAAGAGGCGCCGGAUGCUACAGUUCAACAGUCAAGCUACGGAUCCUUCCCAUUCAAGUGAAGAGAGGUCAUCUGCAUUCCUAAAAUCAAAUGAGAGGGAGGAUUCACUUGAAGAGUUUUGCCCUGAAUCGUCAUAUUGGAUUUCUGGGCCUUCAGGAAAUGCAUCUGCCUUGACUAAUGAGAGCCUGGAUCAGUCAUCUGAAGAGUGGCUUGCAGAAUGCUUUAAUGAUACCGAGAUGAAUUUCAACACUGAUGAUGUGAAUUUAUCUGGAGCAUCUGAUAUUCAGUUCAACAUUGCAGAGUUGUGUGACUUUCCACCCAAGUAUGAAGAUAAUGUGGUCCAACAGUGUGUUACUCGAACUCCUCAAAAAAUUGUUUUUAAAGGUAGGAAUUCUUUCAUACGGACUCCAACUAAGUUGGCUGCUUCUGUUGCCUAUCCAUUUGCUUUCAUUAAACCAAGUGGGGCCCACGGAGAUGUAACUUUGAAAGAAAUAAACCAGAGGAUUCGCACACCACCUCCUUCAAAAUCGAAGCAAGGUAAUGAAGAUCCUGUCAUUUCUUACCCCACUUCGGCCUUCUCUGGGAAGCCUGUAGUUGGAAAAACAAAAAUUCGCACUGAAGGAGGAAAAGGAAGCAUCACAAUUAUGAGAACCAAAGGUUGAAUGGGUAGAUGACCGCUCUUUGGAACU
Juglans regia (Persian walnut) is the source of this 1126-nucleotide messenger RNA. Its product is annotated as protein XRI1-like. The transcript is spliced from 9 exons. The record is from RefSeq and is a predicted model, not a curated record. The coding region runs from base 191 to 1099 and encodes 302 amino acids. NCBI's taxonomy places the organism in Eukaryota, Viridiplantae, Streptophyta, Magnoliopsida, Fagales, Juglandaceae. Gene Ontology annotation, biological process: female meiotic nuclear division; male meiotic nuclear division.